AUGGAAAAGCGUUACAUUAUGUCAUCCAUGUUACUUUGGCUGCUGCGCAGCUUAAUUGGCUGGCAGUGGGUACCCGCGGAUGCUUCCCGCAUAGUCGGUGGUCACUUUGCCGAACCGAACCAAUUUCCCCAUCAAGUUGGUUUGCUUUUGCGUGGAAAACUGUACUGCGGCGGUUCGGUAAUCGGAGAAAACUGGGUCCUCACGGCGGCUCAUUGUUUGUUCGAUAACGGAAAGCCAUACCCUGCGCAAUCUUUAACAGUCGUAGCUGGAGUGUUGAACAUCAGUGACUCCAACAACAGCGGUCAGUGUCUGGCAGUGCAAAAUUUAUAUCCUCAUCCUGGUUACGGAAAUGCGUUCGACGAUAUUGGAUUGGUUGAAACGUCGCAGAAAUUUAUGUUCGGAGCCGAUGUCAAGCCAAUUUCGGUGAGAAAAAGUUGGCUUCCGGAUGAAACGGAUAUGGUUAUUUCAGGCUGGGGUAGAUCCGGUUCAGGAGAGCCGACAAGUGAUCGAUUGCAGUACACGACGGUGCGGUCGAUCCCUCUGCAAGAGUGUACCGAUUGGGUUGGAAUCACGUACCAUGGGAUCAUCUGUGUCGUUGCUAGUGAAGCAGACGAACAUGGACCGUGUAAUGGUGACUCUGGUGGACCAGCUGUGGUUAAUAACGAGCUCGUGGGAGUUGCUAAUUGGGUCUACAUCACUUGCGGAAACAACCCAGCGGGAUAUGCCAAUGUUACAAAUUUCUUAGAGUGGAUCGAAGAGCAUGUGAAUCCUUAA
Messenger RNA from Sabethes cyaneus, 774 nucleotides. RefSeq names its product serine protease SP24D-like. The coding region runs from base 1 to 774 and encodes 257 amino acids. Gene Ontology annotation, biological process: proteolysis. The record is from RefSeq and is a predicted model, not a curated record. The transcript is spliced from 2 exons. Gene Ontology annotation, molecular function: serine-type endopeptidase activity. NCBI's taxonomy places the organism in Eukaryota, Metazoa, Arthropoda, Insecta, Diptera, Culicidae.